This is a messenger RNA of Exophiala oligosperma, 615 nucleotides long. RefSeq lists its product as uncharacterized. The transcript has a single exon. Bases 1 to 615 code for a protein of 204 amino acids. NCBI's taxonomy places the organism in Eukaryota, Fungi, Ascomycota, Eurotiomycetes, Chaetothyriales, Herpotrichiellaceae. The record is from RefSeq and is a predicted model, not a curated record.
AUGAAUCCGUGGUGUUGCAACGGACAGGCCGACGCGGGGCAGCAACCGAGAGCCGAAGCACAUCCGUCGAUCUCGGACCCCUCGUCCGCUAGCGCUUGCUGGCAGAUCAACUAUGAUUCGAACAACCCUUGGCGUGGUCUCGGCACUCCUGCCAUCUCUAUUUGUCCAACCGUCAUGCCAGCCUACGCAGCCGUCACACUCCCGAUUGUUGUUGCCAUCGGACAGCCACCCCUCUCUGUCAUGCUCGCUCCUUACACAUGGCUUCCACACGGAAAUUCCUCAUGUUCUUAUUAUCUGAACGCUCGACCGUGUCUGUCUUGCUCCUGGGGGAAUCCAGAGCUAGACUCCAGAUUACCACGGGAUUUUGGUCCGACCAUGAACAAUGAUCCAAACCUACCCUUCUACCAAGAUCACACAAGCUGGAGUGAACUAUCCAUGUGUGAUUUCGGGCCAUGGACAGAAUCUGCCCAGAAAGCUCAUGAGAAAGACCUGCCAACAAGUUCGAAUGGAAUCGAUUACGAUGCGUCUAAAGUACCUGAACACAAAGUACCUGAACGUGACAAUGAACUAAUGAAUUGGCAAUUUAAUCAGUACGUCGGAGAACAAAACGCAUGA